AUGCGUGACUCUGAAUCAAAAUCGGCUGGUCCCAAAGUCUACUACUGCAAUUGCCCGAGGUUCUGCAAAGUCCAAACACGAGUGUCAAAGACGACAUACUAUGCACAUAGACAAUAUCGUGAAGGCAGCUCUACCCGAACAUCACACCGAGAUUCCACUUCAUCAUCAUCAGUGAACUCUGCGGCAACACAUAUAGCUGGUGGGGAGCCUCGCGAACUCGAAAUCUCAACCGCUCGCAAGCGUAGGCACGAAGAUGACCAUGAGCUGCAGCAAUUGUCAUCUGCUGUUGAUCCUGGAAGCCUUGCUGAUCCUCUCGACGGAGCACUCCCUGAUAUGCCACUUCCUGACUCAGCUGUGCAUUCAUCUGCUGCAGUGAAUGAUGACAACUUCGCAGAUGAGUUUGAUGACAUGCUCUGUGCACCACGGAUUGAAGAACUGAGGAUUGCCGCAGAUUUCAAGCGCCUGCUGGCAGAUGCGAGUUGGGAAAACUCAGAUCUUGACAAGGACACUAUACACUGCUUGCAACAUCCAUUGGAAGAGCCUCUCAGCAUCGAUGAAGAUCCCGAUCUGCUGUAUUCUAUAGAGCUUUAUCUCGCCGUGGGAUCUGCCUCUCAACGUGUCUAUGAAUCCGUGUGUCAAGCUGGGUUACGACGAUUUCCAAAUGUCAAGAUCCUUGCUUAUGACUAA
Messenger RNA from Laetiporus sulphureus 93-53, 687 nucleotides. RefSeq lists its product as uncharacterized. The transcript has 2 exons. Lineage: Eukaryota; Fungi; Basidiomycota; Agaricomycetes; Polyporales; Laetiporaceae. Bases 1 to 687 code for a protein of 228 amino acids. The record is from RefSeq and is a predicted model, not a curated record.